Molecule: messenger RNA, 1524 nt
Organism: Odocoileus virginianus texanus
Lineage: Eukaryota; Metazoa; Chordata; Mammalia; Artiodactyla; Cervidae
Source: RefSeq, a predicted model, not a curated record
AGAGGCGCCUGCCAGCACAGAAGACUUGUGUUCAACUGCUGGUCCGGGAAGGUCCCACACGCCCUGGAGCAACUAAGCUGGUGUGCCACUUCGAACCUGUGCUCUCGAGCCUGGAGGCCACAGCUAGCUACUGGAGUCCAGCAGCUCUGAAGCCCCUGCUCCACAACAAGAGAAGCCACCACAGUGAAAAGCCCGGGCACCGCAACCAGAGAGUAACCCCUGCUCGCUGCAACUAGAGAAAAAUCCACGCAGCGACAAAGACCCAGCACAGCCAAAAAAAUAAAAAACCAGAAUCCCACCUUCCAAUGCAGGGAACUCGGGUUCAAUCCCUGGUAGGGGAACCAGGAUUCCACAUGCAGCUAAGCCUGCAAGCCAUGACUAGAGACGCCUACACUCCACAGUGGAGGCCCAGUGCAGCCCAAAACUUUUAAAAAAUAAAAAUGAGCUUGCAGUCAAAGGUUAUAAAUCAUACAAGGAAGUGGAACCACAAGGAAGGAGACCCAGUGGAUGCAGCAAAUGGGAGAUCUGUGCUCAAAAACGGAAAAUAAUACACAUCUUGGAAAAAUUUUUUAUAGUAUUUAAGGAGAUGAAGGGAUGAAAACCAUAAGGCAAGAAUGGGACAGUGUGAAUAAGAACAGGAGAGGUCUAAGACUGCACACUUAGCCAGAAGGGUAAAGAGGCAGAGUCACUGAGUCAAGCAGUGCCUCCUGGACUCCAGUAUCUCACUUUCAUCAGCACUGUUGAAAGAAGAAGAAAUGCCAGUGCUGUCUCCUGAAAUCAAAUUUGAGCCUUCUACUGUCACCAGAAAUACCCUUGAUGGUUGUUUUCUUUUUGAGAGUAGUUGGAGGAAAGCAGUGCUAGAAACACAAAAGAUGCGGAAAGAAUACACCACAGCGUUUGGUCUAGAAGAAUUCAAAGAAUGUGUCAAAAUGCCAUAUUUACCAGGAUUGCAAAAUUGCCAAAAAAGCAUAAGUUCCACUCCACUAGAGUUUCAUCGAAAACUCCUGCGUGCUGAUACUGAGAUGCCUCCUGUCAGCCAUUCUACUGAGAACAUGUCAAGUUGCCUACAAGUAUUUUAUUCUCCUCUACAUAUUGCACAAUGCCCUAUGAAAGGACAGUCUUGGCAAAGCAGGUUAAAGAAGACUAAGCCCACAUGUACUGUGACACCACUUCAGGAGAAAUCGAAAGGACUCUUAAGGCAUUGUAAUUCUCCUUCCAUCAAUUUUGGUUCUGGCUUCAGCGAUCCUCUCGAUGGAGCACCAUCUCAGUACUUACAGAGACUUUCCAACAUGGCCAUUUUGGAGUAUGACACCAUUCGUCAAGAAACAGGCAAAAAAUUUAAAAAGAGCAAGAAACGAGAGCUUCGAGACUGCUGAUUAUCAUACACUGUGAUGCUUUCUUCACUGACUUUUAAAGUUUAUAUUUUUCCUUUCUUUUCUUUUUUGAUAUGUGAUAUGAUGUGCAAUGAUUUACAUAAAAAUGGAAAUGUAAAUAGGAAAUAAAUGUUUUCUGUUAUAUACAAAA